This is a messenger RNA of Exaiptasia diaphana, 1192 nucleotides long. RefSeq names its product spermidine synthase. Bases 136 to 1002 code for a protein of 288 amino acids. Gene Ontology annotation, molecular function: spermidine synthase activity. NCBI's taxonomy places the organism in Eukaryota, Metazoa, Cnidaria, Anthozoa, Actiniaria, Aiptasiidae. Gene Ontology annotation, cellular component: cytosol. The transcript has 9 exons. The record is from RefSeq and is a predicted model, not a curated record. Gene Ontology annotation, biological process: spermidine biosynthetic process.
AUUGUUCACAUGAAAGACGGUUGCCUUGGUCUUGAUUUCACUUUGAACUAUUUCUUUUGGCUAUAUCCUGGCUAUUAACGAAAGAAGUUAAAUCAAAGAGUUUUUUUAGAAUAGGGUUGUUCUUUAUAAGCAAAGAUGAAUAGAAUUCAAAAUGGUUGGUUUUCUGAAGUUAACAGCCAGUGGCCAGGACAAGCACUGUCUCUAGAAGUUGAAGAAGUUUAUCAUGAGGGCAAGUCAAAGUACCAAGACAUACUAGUAUUCAAAAGCAAAACAUAUGGAACAGUCCUGGUCUUGGAUGGAGUUAUACAAUGUACUGAAAGAGAUGAGUUCUCUUAUCAAGAAAUGAUUACAUUUUUACCAUUAAACUCUCAUCCAAAUCCUAAAAAGGUUCUUAUUAUUGGUGGUGGAGAUGGUGGUGUUAUACGUGAAGUUGCUAAGCAUCCACUCGUAGAAAAGAUUGUUCAAUGUGAAAUUGAUGAGGAUGUCAUYAAUCUGUCCAAAAAGUACCUUCCCAAACUUGCCAUUGGAUAUGAUAGUCCCAAACUCACACAGCACAUUGGAGAUGGGUUUAAGUACAUGGAGCAGCAYGAAAAUGAGUUUGACGUAAUUAUAACUGAUUCUUCAGAUCCAGUGGGUCCUGCUCAAUCAUUGUUUGAAAAACCUUACUAYGAAUUAAUGAAGAAUGCAUUGAAACCUGAUGGAUUGUUAUGUUGCCAAGGUGAAUGUCAGUGGAUUCAUCUACCGCUCAUUAAAUCAAUGAUGGAYUUUUGUCACACGCUAUUUCCAUCGGUUGCCUAUGGUUACACUACUAUACCGACAUACCCAUCUGGGCAAAUAGGAUUUAUGUUGUGUAGCAAGAAUAAGGAAACCAAAUUUAGUGAGCCCACCACAGUGUUCACUGACGAGCAAGUUGACCAAUUAGGACUUAGAUAUUACAAUGCCGAYGUGCAUAGAGCUGCAUUUGUGCUACCGCAGUUUGCUAAAAAGGCAUUUCAAAAUUAAUGGUAGCAGGUUGUCAUUUAGCAGAAGAUUAAUGGACAUCUAAGGGGAAAGUAGAGCAGCAAGAGCAGGAUUGUUGGGAAGGAAUUACUUGUUCCGUAUGCUCGUUAUUAAGCCAGAUUAUAAUUAACAAUUAGACCUCGAGGUCGAGUGGACUACGAGCUAAUAGCCCAUGAGGCCGAGUCCGCGAGGC